Messenger RNA from Colletotrichum truncatum, 1056 nucleotides. RefSeq names its product glutamine amidotransferase. Gene Ontology annotation, cellular component: cytoplasm; glutathione hydrolase complex. Lineage: Eukaryota; Fungi; Ascomycota; Sordariomycetes; Glomerellales; Glomerellaceae. The record is from RefSeq and is a predicted model, not a curated record. Gene Ontology annotation, biological process: glutathione catabolic process. Gene Ontology annotation, molecular function: omega peptidase activity.
AUGUGGAUGCAUAACGGAGGUCUAGGAGGCUGGAAAUACAUUAAGAGGAGGUUAGGACAGAGGCUUGCCGACAAGUGGUACCUGGGAGUUCAGGGUGGUACAGACAGCGAAUGGGCGUUUGCGCUGUUUCUCGACACUCUUGAAAGAAUGGGACACGAUCCCAGUUCCCAACCCGCCAACGGAUUUGGCCCGACAAUAUUAAGAAAGGCCAUGCUGAAGACCAUUGCGCUGAUCAAUGAGCUAAUCGAUGCUAUCCCGGAGAGCACCAUUCAGUCAGAACAUGUGGACACACGUAGCUUGCUCAAUUUUGCUGUUACGGACGGGAAAAGCAUCAUCUGCACUCGCUAUAUUAGCAGUGCUACGGAUGAGGCAGCAAGUUUGUACUAUUCAUCCGGGACUGAAUGGGGAACGAGAACCUCGGCACCAACUGAUCGAAACUAUCAAAUGGAACGUCGGGACAAAGGUGCCGAUAUCGUUUUGGUUGCCAGUGAGCCCCUGACUUUCGAAAGAGAAAACUGGGUGAACGUUCCGACCAACUCGAUACUAACCAUCCAUAACCAGACGGUUAUGGUUCAUCCGAUCAUUGACAAGUACUAUGACCGAAGUCCCUACCAUGUUAGAUCUAGUGCCUUUGUUCAGACGAAGGGCUUGAUCGCGAAUGAGAAGAUCUCAUCCCUUCUUAGCCCGACAGCGACCCCUUUGCCAACUCUUGAGGCCUCCAAGAAAACACUUGGACCGACAAUUCCUUUUGGUGUUUCUCGCAGCCAUACCCCCGAGCAGUCCUCAGUCGCCAAGUCAAGACCAUCGAGUACACUCCACGAGAUCUCAAUACCAGCUGAUUCAAGGUCAAUCACGACGAUAUCAAGUGCGCAAACCAACACAUCGCGACCUCCUGUUCAAGGGAACAUCAAGGUCAAGAGAGCCGCGCCAGAGAUUCAAGUCAAUGCUGACAGCGACACGGACUCGUUGGCCCCGGACGAGCAGAAUCACGGCAGGACUGAAUUUGGCCAUCCUAAUAAGUUGUCGCGAUUCUUCCCCGAGUUAACCAUGAGCUAG